Molecule: messenger RNA, 1267 nt
Organism: Xenopus laevis (African clawed frog)
Lineage: Eukaryota; Metazoa; Chordata; Amphibia; Anura; Pipidae
Gene: jmjd7.S
Product: jumonji domain containing 7 S homeolog
Exons: 8
Coding region: 101-1036 (311 amino acids)
Cellular component (GO): nucleus; cytosol; cytoplasm
Molecular function (GO): metal ion binding; peptidyl-lysine 3-dioxygenase activity
Source: RefSeq, a predicted model, not a curated record
CAGCGCGGCUCGUCAUUCUAGUCAGGCGUCAGCUGAUUGGUUGAAUUUUCCGGAAGCGCUGUCGCUGUUCUGGUAAAUGUGAGAGUGUUACGUAUAGGGAAUGGCAGAGAGCGAUUUAUGGAGUUGUCUGCAGAGAUUCUCUGAGGAAAUUAGGGAGCUCCAUGGAACGGAUUCAGUCCCUUAUCUUGAUGCAGUUCCCUCUCCGUUGCAGUUUCAUCGAGAAUGGAUAUCCCCAAACAGACCCUGUAUCAUUCGCAACGCCAUAAGUCACUGGCCAGCCUUUCACAAAUGGACAUUGGGUUAUCUCCGCACUCGUGUAGGCUCCAAGAAAGUUAGUGUGGCUGUCACCCCAAAUGGGUAUGCGGAUGCAGUGUACAAGAACAGAUUUGUCAUGCCUGAAGAGAGAAGCAUGCUUUUAUCAGACGUCCUGGACAUUGUGGAGAAGAAAUCAAAGCCCCCGGGGGUAUUCUAUAUCCAAAAGCAGUGCUCUAACCUCACUGAAGAGUUCCCUGAGCUUGUAGAGGACGUGGAAAACCAUAUACCUUGGAUGAGUGAAGCAUUGGGAAAGAGUCCAGAUGCUGUUAAUUUCUGGCUGGGGGAAUCAGCGGCGAUAACUUCUUUACACAAAGAUCACUACGAGAAUCUUUACUGUGUCAUUUCUGGAGAGAAGCAUUUUAUUCUGCAUCCGCCAAGUGACCGGCCUUUUAUCCCUUAUGAAAUGUUCCAGCCAGCAACAUACCAUGUAUAUGAAGAUGGGUCUUUUAAAGUUGUUGAUCUUGAAUCUGCAGACAAGGUUCCCUGGAUUCCUGUUGAUCCAUUAGAGCCAGACUUGAUUCGCUACCCUGCUUAUAAAGAGACAAAACCUCUGCACUGCACGGUGAGAGCUGGAGAAAUGCUCUAUCUGCCUUCUCUGUGGUUCCAUCAUGUGCGUCAGUCUCACGGCUGCAUUGCAGUAAAUUUCUGGUAUGACAUGGAGUACGACAUCCGCUACCACUAUUUCCAGCUUCUUGACUCUAUCUCCAAAACCGACACUUGAAGAAGCGCCAUCAGAAUCUGGAAUAAAAUGCCACAAUCAGACAGCCCCAUAAUGCCAGACAAAACCCCUGCUAUGGAUAAGAAGAUUCAGCUACAUUGAGUCUGAGGGAGUUGUUCUCCUCAUAGAGACUUCAUGUCCUGUGUGACAUCUGAGUAAACUAUUUAUCUUAUAUCAUGUGAAAUACACAAAGAGCUGCUCAUGACAAUAAAGGCAGCACAUAUGUAUGUUUUA